Molecule: messenger RNA, 1329 nt
Organism: Nicotiana tabacum (common tobacco)
Lineage: Eukaryota; Viridiplantae; Streptophyta; Magnoliopsida; Solanales; Solanaceae
Source: RefSeq, a predicted model, not a curated record
AUGGGACCAAAAAUCAAUAUAGUUUCAAGAAAAUUAAUAAAACCAUCAAAUCCAACUCCAAAGCAUCUUCAAAGCUUCAAGUUAUCUAUAUUUGAUCAACUUGCUCCUUCAUACCAUAUCAAGAUCAUUCUCUAUUAUUCCAUCAAUGGAGAAAACAAAGCUUCUAAUAAUUCUCAAUUACUUACACAAUUGGAGGAACCAUUGGCUCACACUUUAUCCAAGUUUUACCCACUAGCUGGAAGAUUUGUCAAAGAUCAAGAACAUCUCUUUAUUGAUUGCAGUGACCAAGGUAUUGAAUAUUUAGAAGCUAAAUUUGAUGGGGAACUAGCUGAGUUGCUACAUCAAAGACUUGAUGUUGAGAAUUUGGAUCAACUUUUACCACAAGAAGUUGGUCCAGCUGACUCUGCCACAACUCCAUUACUGACUAUCCAAACCACUUCAUUUUAUUGCGGAGGACUUUCUAUUGGGAUGUGCGUUUCUCACAAAGUUGCAGAUACUUCCACAGUCCUUUCAUUUAUCAAUGUAUGGGCCAAAGCAAAUCAAGGAGAGAAUAUCAAUAACGUAUUGUGCCCGGAUUUUGGAGUUCCUUCAUUGUUUCCACUUAAAAACUCUAUGGUUCAGAACAUUCCUGAACUUGCUGAAUACAUGGAAGUGAAAAUCGUAACGAGAAGAUUUCUGUUUGAUGAGACCGAAAUUUCUAGACUUAAAGACUUAUUCAAGGAAAAAGCAACUACCGACCAAGAAAUCCAACCUACACGAGUGACAUUGGUGACUGCUGUCAUAUGGAAGGCUUUAAUCAGUGUGGCUCAAGCCAAACAUGGUCAAUUACGGCCUUCUUUACUAGUCAUUGUUAUUAACUUGCGGGGAAGAACUGCAGUUGUUCCCAUUUCUAAAAAUGCUUUUGCUAACUCUUGGACUACAAUCAAUGCUCGCUUUACUCCAACAGGGAAUAUAUUAGAAUGGUUUCAUUUGGUACCACUGCUGUCCGAUGCAGUGAGAAACACUGCCAAGUUCAUUAGUAAAGCAGGUACUGAUGACAUUUCUUUGUUAGCAGUUACAAAUUUUAAAGAGGAACAAGAAGGAUUUCUAGAAAACAGCGGCGUUGAUGCAUUUAUACGUACCAGUUGGAGUAAGUUACCAGCAUAUGACGCUGACUUUGGUUGGGGAAGGCCUUCUUGGGUUAGCAGUGCACGUUGCUGCUGUGAAAUGAUCACUCUGUUGGAUAGCAAAUGUGGUGACGGAAUUGAAGUAUGCGUGUCUUUGAAUGAGAAAGACAUGUAUGAACUUGAACGUGAUAUAGACAUUUGUACUUUUACUUCCUUGCACUAA